Molecule: messenger RNA, 741 nt
Organism: Lottia gigantea (owl limpet)
Lineage: Eukaryota; Metazoa; Mollusca; Gastropoda; Lottiidae
Exons: 1
Coding region: 1-741 (246 amino acids)
Source: RefSeq, a predicted model, not a curated record
AUGGCUACGACUUCCUCAUAUGCUAACAUAGUUAGCAAUGUUCCGAGGUCUGUUGCCAAUAGUACUAGUACUGUCAACAAGAAAACAGACUUUGUACCUGCUACGACUUUAUUAUCUGCAAAUAACAGAGUGGAUGAUGAAGGAUUUUUUACACCCAAAAAUAGCGCAAAGAAGCGGUCAUCAUCCGAAUCUGAAAAUGUUUCUAAUGCUAUUGCUAACUCUUCCUCUUUGAGUUCUCGAACCAAAAAAGUUGCUUUACAGACACCAUCACCACCACCUAGAAAAGAAAAAAAGAAAUCAAAUAUUAAUAAUAAUAGUAAUAAUAAUAAAAAUAAUAAUAACAACAAUAAUAAAUUAAAGUCUGCUGCUGCUGGGGCUAACACCCCUUCACCACCACCUAGAAAAGAAAAAAAGAAAUCAAAUAUUAAUAAUAAUAGUAAUAAUAAUAAAAAUAAUAAUAACAACAAUAAUAAAUUAAAGUCUGCUGCUGCUGGGGCUAACACCCCUUCAGCAAUUCCUAUUAUUACUCCUAAAGUAAAACCAGGCAAAAUAUCUUUAUGUAAAGAACCCCCUCAGGACAGGGAAUCCACAGCGACCCUGGCGGAAUCCAUGGACGCCAUUGAAAACAUCGCAGAUACCCAACUUCUUAACGAGAUGCUGGGUAGCAUGACUCCCUGUCGAUCCACCGACGGGGAGGGUUUUGGUUCGGAGGAGGAGUCUUGUGAAGACUCUCCAACUUGA